AUGGCACUGAAGAAGAGCAAAGAGGUGACAUAUAUUUCUUUCUUACGGCAGGUCAGCACAAAAUUUUCGGACUUGCUUGCAUUCAGUGGGCCAGCCCCGGAGAGAAUCAACGGCAGGCUUGCAAUGGUGGGGUUCGUUUUAGCCCUCGCAGUGGAGCUAUUCAAGGGUCAGGAUGUGUUUGCCCAGAUAUCCGACGGUGGAGUCUUUUUGUUCGUUGGCACUAGUAUUUUGCUGUCAGUGGCAUCUUUGAUUCCUUUGUUUAAAGGCGUGAGCGUGGAGUCCAAAUCAGAUGGGAUAAUGACGUCAGAUGCUGAGUUGUUGAAUGGAAGGUUGGCCAUGUUAGGUCUGGUAGCUUUGGCCUUCACCAAAUAUGUGACGGGAGGGACUCUAGUUUAG
Prunus avium (sweet cherry) is the source of this 396-nucleotide messenger RNA. NCBI's taxonomy places the organism in Eukaryota, Viridiplantae, Streptophyta, Magnoliopsida, Rosales, Rosaceae. The record is from RefSeq and is a predicted model, not a curated record.